Symbiodinium pilosum is the source of this 475-nucleotide messenger RNA. Lineage: Eukaryota; Dinophyceae; Suessiales; Symbiodiniaceae. The record is from the annotation of a GenBank genome assembly.
AUGACGACCGGCAACACCGGGCAUCAAGCGCCUACCACGGGGGCGGGAACCAGUCCGGGACUGGGGUGCCGCUCGCUGGGGCGUCCACUCUGCCAACGGUGGCAGGGGCCCGACUUGAUCGCCCAAGCGGGCGCAGGGCCAGAACUCGACGCCUACCUACAGGCGCGGAACAUUCAUCGCACAGCCACCCUGGCGGUGAUGGGCGCCGACCUCGACCAGUUCAAGAAGGCUGUCGUCGCUCCAUGGGCGGCGGGCUACACCGACUCGGCGCGCAACACCGCCAUUGACGCCGCCACGGUGGCCAAACCGGCCGUGCCGACUCUGGGCGCCCUUUCAGUGGCCACCGCCUUCGGGCGGAGAAGUUUCUCAGAGAAGGUGCGCAAGGACUUCCCGCAGUGGGCGGACCAGAUCGAGCUCUACAAUAAGCGCCUCCUCGGGAGCGAGCGCCGCGAGUUCCCGGUCAAGGAACUCCUGG